This is a messenger RNA of Hippocampus zosterae (dwarf seahorse), 2266 nucleotides long. RefSeq names its product dopamine receptor D3 (gene drd3). The transcript is spliced from 8 exons. Gene Ontology annotation, molecular function: dopamine neurotransmitter receptor activity, coupled via Gi/Go; G protein-coupled receptor activity. Gene Ontology annotation, cellular component: membrane. Gene Ontology annotation, biological process: adenylate cyclase-activating adrenergic receptor signaling pathway. The coding region runs from base 501 to 1880 and encodes 459 amino acids. NCBI's taxonomy places the organism in Eukaryota, Metazoa, Chordata, Actinopteri, Syngnathiformes, Syngnathidae. The record is from RefSeq and is a predicted model, not a curated record.
AAGCUGUCAUGAAAGACUACAGAAACCAGAAAAGUCUUGGACGAUGACAAUUUUAAGUGAAACAGAGGCUCUAAAUGAUGACUCGAUUAUUCAAGUAGUUGUUGAUUCAUUUGGUAAUCGAUUAGUUGUCGAUUAGUCGACAGAUUUUUUUUUUUAACAUUGUGUGCCACUGGGACAUCUGACGCCUGCUCAAUAAUUUGCAAUCAGUGUGAGCUGCCGUCAUCUGAAGGGAGGGAGAGUGUGUGUGUGUGUGUGUGUGUGUGUGUGUGUGUACACGCCACAUCGCCGGGGAGAGCCUCCAUCCACACAUUUGCCUGUGCGCAAUGGCAGCGAGCGCACCGGGCAGCCCCCAGUCGCUGCGCUACAGACAAACGGGUGCGAGGACCAGACAAGUUUAAACUCCGCACGGAUGCUGUUUUCUUCUCCUCCAUGGGAUCUCAUGAUUUCUCGACACACUAAGAGGUCUGCCAAACGUGUCAACCCCCCCAUGUCGGCGGGACAUGGCGAUGCUUAGCGAAGCAGAGCAGCCAUGGUGGAACGUGUCGGACGAGCGCAACGGCAGCGGCGAGGCAUCGGAGACGGAAAACGGCAACGGUGGGCGCAACUACUACGCUAUGCUCUACUCUCUCCUCAUCCUGGCCAUCGUGUUCGGCAAUGUGCUGGUGUGCUUGGCCGUGCUGAGGGAGCGCUCGCUGCAGACCACAACCAACUAUCUGGUGGUCAGCCUGGCCGUGGCCGACCUGCUAGUAGCCUCGCUCGUCAUGCCCUGGGCAGUCUACCUGGAGGUGGUGGGCGGUGCCUGGCUUUUCAGCCGCCUCUACUGUAACGUCUUCGUCACGCUGGAUGUGAUGAUGUGCACCGCCAGCAUCCUCAACCUGUGCGCCAUCAGCAUCGACAGGUACACGGCGGUGGUGAUGCCCGUGUUGUAUAACACGACGCACCGCUCUCGCAAGAGAGUGUUCGUAAUGAUCGCCACCGUGUGGGUCCUGGCCUUUGCCGUGUCCUGCCCCUUGCUGUUUGGUUUCAACACCACAGACGACCCCAUGGUGUGCUCCAUCUCCAACCCUGACUUUGUGGUGUACUCGUCAGUGGUGUCGUUCUACCUGCCCUUCAUGGUCACGUUGCUGGUCUACAUCCGCAUCUAUGUCUUCCUUCGCAUGAGGAGGAAGAGGAUCACCUUCAGCCAAGCCAGCGGCAAAGUGCAGCCCGGCUCCACGCCGCCCUCUGUGGAGACGUGUCUACGGGACGACGCGGCCAAGACGAACCACGACCUGUCACCUAUAAGGAUCAAAGUGCAGUGCGUGGAGCCAUCAGGCCCGUCCAAGUCCGACCUGCUGUCAGGAUGUCUGUGGCGCAAACGGCCCAAAACAGGACCCGUGGAGAACUCGGCGCUGCCCAGGGUGGACUCGCAGAACUACUGCAGCAUAAGCCACGCCUCCUGCGGCCGCACAGAGUUGGACGCGGAGCGCGAGGAGGUGGCGCCGGGGUCCGGGAACAGUGUGGCAAAGGCAGCGGAAAACGACCGGCGAGCGGCGCCGUCGGUGGGCGCCAGCUGCGAGGUGAAGGAUCUUUCCAACGGACGAACGCACACCAUGCUCAGGCCGCUCAACACCAACAAUCCCCGAUUCAGAAGCAUGCACGCCCGCGAGAAGAAAGCCACCCAGAUGCUGGCCAUCGUGCUCGGGGUGUUCCUCAUUUGCUGGCUUCCCUUCUUUGUCACGCACAUCUUGAACACGCACUGCAGGACAUGCACGGUCCCACCUGGCCUCUACAGCGCCUUCACCUGGCUGGGCUACGUCAACAGCGCCCUCAACCCCAUCAUAUACACCACCUUCAACGUGGAGUUCCGCAGGGCCUUCAUCAAGAUCCUCAGCUGUUGAGAGACAAAUAAAAUAAAUAUAACAGAAGAAAACAUGGACAACAGUAUUUUCUUUCUGGAAAAAGGACAGCGGCACGGAUCGGGACACGUUUUUGUGGACGUCUUUGUGCCGGCGUUGUGUUGUUUUUUUUCUUUUGCACUUUGUGGACUAACUUGUGUCAUACACAUAAACACUCCAGUCUUACCGUGCAUGCAAACGUGCAAAAUCGUUGGAAUAUAACAUGCGGAGGAUGUUUGGAUUUUUUGUUUUUGUUUUUGUACAAAGCGUUGUAUAUUCGGUUUGUUGGCAAACGUCCAUGUGGGAUAGCGACACUACCCACGCGGCAAUCUGCAAAACACAACUAUGGGGUCCAUUGAGUGCUGUAAAUAAAGACAUCAUUCCACAGU